AUGACCGUGCCCAUGUCCUCUUCCCACAACAUUGCAGAGCUCCCUCGUCCUAAGGAUGUCGGUAUCCUUGGAAUCGAAGUCUACUUCCCUCGUCGUUGCAUCUCUGAAGCAGACCUCGAGGAAUUCGAUGGCGUUUCAAAAGGAAAAUAUACCAUCGGUCUUGGUCAGGAAUACAUGGCAUGGCCUGAUGACCGCGAAGACAUCAACUCGUUCUCUCUGAACGCCGUUUCUGGUCUGCUUCAAAAAUAUAACGUUGACCCCAAAUCAAUUGGUCGCAUCGAUGUUGGAACUGAGACUAUCAUUGACAAGUCCAAGUCUGUCAAAACCACCCUCAUGAGCUUGUUCGCAGAAUCAGGCAAUUUCGACAUUGAGGGUAUUGACUCCAAAAAUGCUUGCUAUGGUUCCACAGCUGCGCUUUUCAAUGCCACCAACUGGAUUGAGUCCAGCUCCUGGGACGGAAGGAACGCGAUCGUUGUUGCAGCUGAUAUUGCAGUGUAUGCUGAGGGUGCCGCAAGACCUGCAGGUGGUGCUGGUGCUGUUGCAUUGCUCAUAGGCCCCAAUGCACCGGUUGUGUUUGAGCCGCUUCAUGGAACUUACAUGGCCGAUACAUACGACUUCUACAAACCCAAUCUUUCCUCCGAAUACCCUGAAGUCGACGGGCCAGUCUCAGUUGUCACCUACACUGGUGCUCUUGACCAUGCUUACUCCGCCUACCGGGAGAAGUUUGCGAGGGCUCUCAAGAGGUCAGGGCUUACCAACGGACAUUCACCAGCAGAUCCCAAAGGCCACUUUUCCCUCGACUCUGUCGACUAUGCUCUCUUCCACAGUCCAUACGGCAAGCAAACUGCCAAAGGUCAUGCACGACUACUUUUUAACGACUUCCUCUCCAAUCCUGACGCCCCCGCCUUUGUCAACAUUGGAAAUGCCGAUGCAUAUUGUAAUAUGACUCAGGCCGUUUCUCUCAAAGACAAGAACGUCGAGAAAGAUUUCAUUGCUGCUGGUAAAGCGUGCUUCGCUCAGAAGGUCGAACCUGGUAUGGCCUGCUCGAAGAGACUCGGUAACAUGUACACUGCAAGUUUGUACGGUUGCCUGGCCUCACUCCUGAGCACAGUCGAACCCGCGAAGCUCAAAGACAAGCGUAUCAGUUUUUACGCUUUCGGUAGUGGUUGCGCUGCCAGCUUCUUCACCAUGAAGGUCAAUGGCGACACUUCGGAGAUGAGGGAGAAGAUGGAUCUAGUGAACAGACUGGCAUCUAUGAAGGUAGUCCCUUGCGAGGACUUCGUCCAUGCUCUCCAUCUUCGUGAAAAGAACCAUAAUUCAAAGGAUUACGUCCCCGAAGGCUCGAUCAAUAACAUCUGGCCCGGAGCUUAUUACCUCGAGAGCGUUGACAGCAAGUUCAGACGAAAAUACGCCAAAGCUCCGCUUGCAUGA
Molecule: messenger RNA, 1431 nt
Organism: Marasmius oreades (fairy-ring Marasmius)
Lineage: Eukaryota; Fungi; Basidiomycota; Agaricomycetes; Agaricales; Marasmiaceae
Gene: HCS1
Product: ATP-dependent 5'-3' DNA helicase hcs1
Exons: 5
Coding region: 1-1431 (476 amino acids)
Biological process (GO): ergosterol biosynthetic process; acetyl-CoA metabolic process
Molecular function (GO): hydroxymethylglutaryl-CoA synthase activity
Source: RefSeq, a predicted model, not a curated record